ACGGCGACGGCUGCCGAAGAUCGUCAAUACAACGAAGCGUUGGCUGUGGCCGUUGGCUGCGUUAAUACAACGAAGCGUUCGCGACUCGUUUUGAACGGAGGGAACAGGCAGUGCGAUGCCGUUACCACAGGUCGGAUGAAGUUCCACGGCAACGACACCAAAAACGCGAGUUGA
Molecule: messenger RNA, 174 nt
Organism: Soboliphyme baturini
Lineage: Eukaryota; Metazoa; Nematoda; Enoplea; Dioctophymatida; Soboliphymatidae
Source: the annotation of a GenBank genome assembly